AUGGAACUUUUCACACGCAUCAUCGCGAAAUCUAAAGACAUCUUCUACAACCUUGGAGCAGGAGAUUCGAUAAUGGUGAAACCAUUCGGAAUGCAGCGUGCAAAGAGCGCAGUUUCCGGAAAUACGAGUAUAAUAUCUGGUGGAAGUACGAUCUUUGGGUUAGGCGUGAGGGCAAGAGCGAGGAUCUGGGACAGCUUCAAAAUGGGCAUCGUCGCUUUUCCACCAAUUGCCGCUGUUAUAUUUUUGUCAGUAAUGUUGAUGAAUCAGGCAAGCAGCGCCCUGUCGACCACCAACAACCUCAACACAUAUCUCUCAUUGGCCAUUCAGCUGCACCAACUAGCAUCUGUGCUCCAGAAAGAGCGUGGCAUUUCCUGUGCAUAUAUGACGAGAGUGGAUGAUGCCAAAAUUAAUAACUUGGAGCGGCAGAUCGUUGGGAAACAACUUAUCUCUUAUCAGAAUCUGACCGAUUUAACGCUUGAAUCUAUUGGUGAUGAGCCUUGGGCGGAAGUGCUCAGCAACAAUUCGGCCCUCGCCAAUUCUACGGCACUAAAAAUGGCCCUCCAGGAUUUCCGUGACUCGAUGGAUAGUGCGACCGGAAUCGAUGCUAUCACCUUUUUUACUCCCCUUAUCGAGGCGCUGAUCUACAACUCGGGCCGUGUGUUCUUUGAGACGAAGGAGGGAGGGUUUUGGGGUGCUUUUAAUGCGUUGAGGCUGAUACAGUAUGCCGGGGAGGCAUUCGGCACCAAACGAGCUUUUGGUGGGACUUUCAUAGCUCAAGGCUUCCUUUCCGAAGAGCACCUACUGACGUAUAUCCUUGUCAUCGAUGAGAUGAAUGAAAAAAUUCUGAAAAACGAAAGUUUCGGGUCGGACUUGGAUCGGGCCCGGUUUGCCAUCUUCUGGUUUAAUAAUAUCACGCUGUUUAUGGAUAGUGUUGUUAAUCCGGCACGCGAGUUCUUGAACCAGAAAAUGUCAUUAAAGCUGAAUGGGCAAAGUACCGAUUCAUACACCGUACUCUGGACAACAAUUUCCACAAUACUGGCCAGUCUUUUAAUUUGUGCCCCGAUUAUCGCAUAUUUGUCGGUGCAAACCAAUAGGAUGCACAAAAAGAUACGCGAAAAAAUGCAAGAGCUACACAUGGAAAAGACUCGAAGCGAGCUUUUGCUCUAUUCGAUGCUGCCGAAAUCCAUAGCAAAAAGUUUGAAGCUGGGACAUUUGGUUUUGCCAAAAACGUACAACGAAGCUACGGUCUACUUUUCUGAUAUUAAAGGGUUUACGAACAUUUCUUCUACUUCUACACCUUUAGAAAUUGUGCAACUUCUUAAUGACCUUUACAUCACUAUGGACAAUGUGCUGGACGGGUAUAAUUGCUAUAAAGUGGAGACUAUUGGCGAUGCGUACAUGGUGGUCUCUGGUAUCCCAAAAAUCUGCGGCUACGACCACUCUAGUGAGAUCUGUACGAUGGCGCUGCAUAUGCUAAGGGAAGUCUCAAAUAUGGUGAUACCUCAUCGCCCCAGCCAGCAAUUGAAGCUGAGGAUAGGCGUAAAUUCAGGUACCUGCGCAGCCGGAAUUGUCGGUUUAAAAAUGCCUAGGUAUUGUCUUUUUGGGGAUACGGUAAAUACAGCUUCGAGAAUGGAAUCGACAGGCAUAGAAAUGCGGAUCCAAUUAAGCGAAAAUACCACCGACCACCUAAAACGUCAUUUCAAAGGCCAAUUCGAGUUUGUGGAGCGUGGUAUGAUGGAAAUUAAGGGAAAAGGUUUAAUGUGUACCUAUUGGCUCCUCGGCAAGCAGGGGUUCAAUUUUCGAGUUGAUGCC
Mesorhabditis spiculigera is the source of this 1812-nucleotide messenger RNA. The record is from the annotation of a GenBank genome assembly. NCBI's taxonomy places the organism in Eukaryota, Metazoa, Nematoda, Chromadorea, Rhabditida, Rhabditidae.